ACUUUGACAGAUUCUUAUAAGAUAUUUUGUUGCAUUGUACAGGAAGAGCACAUACAGAUAUUUUGUUGAAUAAUUUAUGUGAAGUUUUCAACUCAAAGUUGUUAGAUGCUCGAGACAAACCUAUAAUUACAUGUUUAGAAUAUAUUAGGGAAUACUUAAUGAAACGAAUUUGUAUUGUGCAAAAUGUGAUAGAUAAGUCUCAAGGGCCUCUUACCCCAACAGCCACAAAACUUUUAGAUGGAGUUAAGAAAGAUGCUUCUCAAUACACUUGCAUAUUUAAUGGUGCUGAGAAGACUCAAGUUACUGGGACAAUGGGGGAACAAUUUGUGGUUAAUUGGAGGGACAGGAACUGUAGUUGCAGGCAUACAGAGAUCACUGGGAUACCAUGCUCUCAUCUUGUUAGUGCCAUUUGGGAUAAGGUUGAGCAUGGGGCAAAAAAUGUCCCACCUCUUGAGGAGUGGGUACAUCCAUGUUAUAGGUUAAGCACAUGGAAUGAAAUGUACAAGUACAAAGUUCAACCAAUCAAUGGAAGAAGUAUGUGGCCAAAGUCAGAUUGCCCCACAACACUAACACCCCCCAAACAUACUACACAGGUGGGGAGACCAAAAAAGAAGAGAAAGAGAGCUCAAACUGAAGAACCAAAUAAUCAAGGUAAAAGUUUGACCAGGAAGUUCCUUACAGUUACUUGUAGCAAAUGCAAGAACAAGGGUCACAACUCUAGGAGUUGCAAGGGACAAGGGGGACAAACUGAAGUUAGAAAUGUGGUGGCAGGGGGCAAGAAGCUUAGCAAGGCAAAGAAGCAGGGAGAUGGAAAAAAGGAGAAACCCAAAAUGAAGGAGAAAACCAAACUUAAGGAUAAAUCCAAAAUGAAGGAAAAAGUUUGAUUUGUUGUCUUUUGUGUUG
Messenger RNA from Lactuca sativa (garden lettuce), 903 nucleotides. The record is from RefSeq and is a predicted model, not a curated record. NCBI's taxonomy places the organism in Eukaryota, Viridiplantae, Streptophyta, Magnoliopsida, Asterales, Asteraceae.